GCCGCCGCCGCCGCCGCCUCGCCCGGGCUCCGCAGCUCCGCCGCCCGCGGGGACGCCAUGGAGCCGCCGCCGGCCUGCGGGGCCAGAGAGCACUUGUGUUAGCACCCGCACUCCGCUUCUCCCUGACCUGAAACUGGAUCCGGGCCUGAGCCCCGGCAGUGACCUGCUGGCAGCAGCACGCUUUUAGCUCGUUUGUUAAUAAGACGUGUGCUAUUUCCGUGUCUGGAGCGGUGCCUGGAGAUGGGGUUGUGGACGUAAAUCCUGAGCGAUAGCGGGUGGGCUGCUGAAAGCUGCCGGGAAGAUUUGUCCAUCACAUUGCCAUUCCCUUCAGCACAUUCACAUGCCUCCAGCAUCUUCACAAGCUCACCCGCAAUCGCACCAGAUGAUGCGCCGAUGCUGCUGCCGCCGGUACUGGUUUGCAGUGGAGGUUGUGCGUGCUGCGACCCUCCCGCUCGCUACUCCCGUGCACUGUGUCAAAAUGCAGAGGCUUCCCAGCACAGUGUCCCUGGGGACACAUCCAGAAGUGGGCCAAGAAAGAAGCAGAAUUAAAAAUAAAUGUAAGUGCAUCCUGACACGUUAACCACAUUUAGAGAGGCUUUAGUACCAACCCACUCCGCAGGAAGGCAGAAGAUGCUUGGAGACAAGUAGGUCACGGGACACAGAUUGUCCCGAAUCAGCAGGAAAAGAUGGAUCUGGAGCAGGCGGGCACAUCCCUGUGAACAGACGGGCAGGCAGGAGCAGGGCCGGGAGGAGAAUGCGCCAGCACCGGGGACUGCUGCCUCUAGCAUCACCAAAUUCCCUGGGAAAACCAGAAACGCUGCCGGUCUGCUCCUGAGCAGAGCCAUGGUUGUUUUGGAGCACCCAAGCCCUGCGGCUGACAAUGCACCUGGGGUGCCCAGGGUGCCAAGGCUGGGACCCCCGCAAGGCUGGGGAUUUGGGGGGCAGAGGCAGAGCCACUUGUGCUGCGGCUCCCGCCUGCCUUCAUACACGGAGAGGGAUGAGCCUGCGAGCACAGAGGCAGCCGGUAUGGCGGUCAGGUCCGUGCUACGCUCUGCCAUGGAGUCAGGAUUCCGUGCCACCCGGGGGGCUGCUCCUGCACCCCCCCAGUCUGCAGAGAUGCUCAAGAAGACACCUGCAAUGGAUGAGGUGGAGGGAUGCAUCCUGCACACGUCGCUGCUUUUGCUCUGCUGCCCCUGGGUCCCGCAGCCUUUGCUGGGUGGGAGCUGGGAGAUGGCCUCAGGCCUUUGGAGGGCUGGCGGGCAUGGGGUGGGUUGCCCAAAAGCCUUCCCCAGCCUGAUCCCGAGCUGGCUGAGCGUGGGGCUGGGGGCUGGCAAGGGCCACUCCAUCCCCGGGCACUGGCACCAAAGGAAGGGGAGGAGAGAUGGAGACAGCCAAGAUUUAUGCUGCCAGCGCAGGAGCAAAGAGAGGAGGGAGACAGCCAAGGUCAGAGACAGCGCUGCCAAAAUUCACAAUGAAUCUGCAGGAGCGCUGGAGGGGAGAGACUGAGGGCUUGGAAAGAAAUGGAAAGAGGAGGGAGGGAGGGAGCCUGGGAGACGGAGCAGGGUGAGGGAGCAGGACGGGGCUGCCGCAGAUGGGAACAUGCCACCGCUCGGCCAAAAUGGUUAAACGGGGAUGAGAGGGACAGCAAAGGGGAGCCUCAAGCCAGCAGAGGAGACAGCAGGAGCAGGAAUGCGAGGGAGCCAGAAGGGCUGUGGAUGUGGCUCUGUCCCUCCAGGUCCCUCCAACACACCCCCGUACAGCACAGCCCAGUUCUGGGGUGUGCACGGCUGCUGCGGCUGCCCAGUGCCCGCUGGCAGUGCUGACCCCAAUCCAGCCCCACCGCAGAGGUGAAUUUUCAAUCCUGUCUCCUUAGUAUUCACAGCAUCCCACGGCAGAGUGAACGCCUGCAGCCAGCAUGGCUCAAGGUGACUCGGAGGUCAGGGAAAAAGCAGCCGGGCAAUUCAGGAGCCAGCUGCCAGCUCCACACCGGUGGGCAGAUCCAGCAGUUUGUGAGAACCAGAGGUGCCUGGCACAUCGCGGCCUCCCCUCCCGGCACUGCCGGUCCCUGCGUGCCAUGGACGCAGCACCCCAGUGCUGCCCACGCACGUGGUGAUCCACGCGCAGGGCCGGCUGCCCGUGGGGUUUCUGAUCCUGCAAACUGGGAAGGGCUGGAGCUGGCACAGCCGGGUUGUUUCCCUCUCGCAGGGUGCGGUGUGCCCAUGCAGGCUCCAUGCCCUUGCAGGGACAGCGGACGCCUGCUUCGGGGCUCGUGGGGGGCUCCUCCAGGUCCGCAUUGUGGAUGCAUCGCUCCAAGGGCCUUUUAUAGCAGAAACCCCUCUCCUUCUGCAAACAGCCACGUCUGAGCCCCAGCCCAGGCUACUAGCUCUGCCCAAAGGCAACCGAAGGGAUGGAGCCCUGCCUUCCACUAAGACCAGCUGUAGAGCCGUGCUGGGAAGAGGCUCAAAACUUUCCUGGUGAUAAUUGAGAUCUAAUUAUCUUCAGCUAACACCAGGCCACCUGGGGAGAUGGGGAAAACCACAGGUGCCUUGUGAUAUGGCAACAGCUGAUGCACUGGGCUGUGACUCGGCAGCACCAGGAAACUCGCUGUGCUCUGCCUGAAUAUAAAGCAAAGCAUGAAGUGGAGGGCUGGCAGAUUUUUCUUCUGGCUAGUGAUAUGUAAGUGUGCAAACAUGCUGCCUUUUCCUCUUGGUGGUGGCUGUGGCUGACACAGGUGGGUGGCUGUGCUCCUUUACCCUUAUCCCUCUGCACAGAGAUCAGAUCUGAAGCUCUUUUUGGUUUCUUUUUUCCUUCUGCAAAUUGCCUUUACCCAGACAGUUUUAUCAAACAUGCUUGGAGCCACGCAGGACCUGCUCACCUGCAGAGAAGGCGAUGGGGCGGUGUUUCCCAAGCAGGCUUUUAAAAUGUCAAGGGCGAAAGAGGUUGGGAGGAGGAGAAAAGAAGAAGAAAGAAGAAGAGAGCUGGGGAGGUGCUUUCCAUUCACAGGAACCUAAAAUGAGGACCCUUCUCCCGCUGGAAAGGGGAACGGCCCAGGGAGGUGGCAGCAGGGUUGGCCUGUGAGCCUCGGCCCAGGCGCCAUGUUCUACAUGCAUUUGCUGAUCAACAAGCGCGGGCCGUUGGCCAAAAUAUGGCUUGCUGCCCACUGGCAGAAGAAGCUCACCAAAGCUCAUAUAUUUGAGUGCAAUUUAGAGACUACCGUUGAAAAGAUCAUCUCGCCAAAGUUUACAAUAGCUCUGCGAACCUCUGGACACUUACUCCUAGGAGUGGUGCGGAUUUACCACAGAAAAGCAAAGUACCUCUUGGCAGACUGUAGUGAAGCUUUGACAAAAAUGAAGACAGCCUUUCGCCCAGGACUUGUUGACCUUCCAGAAGAGAACUUUGAGGCUGCUUAUCAGUCCAUUACAUUACCUGAAGAAUUUCAUGAUUUUGAAAUACCACUACCUGAUUUAAAUGCCAUUGAUGUUGCUGAACAUUUUACCUUGAAUCAGAGCAGAGCUGAAGACAUCACACUUACAGAGGAUUACGAAAGCAAUAUACUUCUCUGUGAUAGAAACUUUGAUGAAGAACCAGAUGCACUAAGAAAACAGAGCUUCUUUGAUGGCAGCUUCUUAACGAGCAGUAACAGUUUUGUGGCUGAUCACAACUCUGCGAGCGUGAAUGGAGACAAGUCUGCACUGUGUGAAGAUACUUACUGUUUUGAGCAUGACUGUUUUGGAGAUGAGGAGGAUGCUGCAGAUAUGAUUGAAAUCCUGUUGAGGGAUGAGCAAAAUGACCUAGAAAAAGACAUUCUCAAUAUGGAGGAAGACCGUCCUUUGUCACAAGAUCUGCCAGAGAACAGCACAGCCAUUGAGUCCAACUGUGCAGACACCACCAUUAAGAAAGUAAGUCAUCUAAGGAAUGAAACAAUACUUUUGUUGAAUGAAGAAGAAGGAUUUGUGCUUGAGCCAGUUGAUGAUACAGCUGUCACACAGAGGAAAAAAAAUAAAAGAAAGAGGAAGUUGCUUGUGGAUGUAGAGAAAGAACUCAGCUGCAACACUAUAUACAACCAGCUUAAAAACUGCGCAGACAUCCUUGCUACGUUAGACCUUGCACCCCCAACAAAAAAAACAAUGAUGUGGAAGAAAUCGGGAGGUGUGGAUAAACUCCUGUCCCAUGCCACACAGCCUGUGGUUCAUGCUGAGCUGCAAAUGUUGUUUGCAAAAUGCUUCAAGAGUCAUGUAUUUAAGAUGAGAAGAAAUGGAAUACAGAGGGAUUCUGAAAUGGAAGAAACAAGAAAAGAGCAAGAUACCACAGAGAUGCUGAUAGUAGAAGAGCCAAGUUACCUGCAGGAGUCAGCUCAUUCAGAGACUGAGAGAAAAAUUAGAAAUGAUUUGUUUAUGUUGACAUCACAGAAUAACAGAAAUGAAACUGAUGAUAACUGUGGUGAAACUAUACAGGAUGGAACGGCUUUCUCUGAGAGCUCCUCACUGGCGACCAAUUCACUGGGCCACAAAGCUGAAACACAGCAAGCUGAGUUAACAAAUGAGCUAAAGAGGAACGGGAAAGACAGUGAAGAAAUAAGGUGGAGCAAAAGAACUCUUCAGUUAUUAAAAACUUUACAGCACCUGAAGAGAUCAGGCGUGCGUUCUUUCAGUUUUCGGGAGCUCUGUCAGAAAAACAACCGGAAAGAAGCUGUGGCCAAGUUUUACAUCCUUCUUGUUCUGAAGAAGCAGUCAGCUGUUGAGCUCAGUCAGAGUGCUCCCUUUGCUGACAUUACAGCCACCCUCAGCCCGAUGUUCAAUGCUCCCUGACAUCACGUAGUAUUCGGAUAAGCUAAUAAAAAUAAAUCUUAUUCUAAAUUUUUCAGCAAAUAUAUUUCCUCGAAAAAUGAUUGAAUGUCUUGUCAAACCGUUGUAACUGAACAGAGCUCCCUUUCCUUUGUAGUACCUCUCAGCACUGGCAAGUACCCAGCUUGUGCAGGUGUGCUGCCUCAGUAUUGGUUACCCAGGUGUUCACUAGUAUGUUUAUUUUUAAUAUAUGUGUUUACAUGAUGAGCAGUUACUUAUUCUGUUAAUAAAACAUCGCUAAAAUGCAUAUUCUACGUCAGAGAUUUACAUUAUAAGGGAUUUUAUGAAAGUCUUUAAAAACCUUUCCUAGAGACCAGCUUUGGAGGUUAAAUUAUUUCUAACGGGGCUUGUGUGUGUUAAUUAUCUAACACUACCAGUAAGAGAAGUCUGUUAAGCUCUCUCUGUCAAAAAAAAUUAGUCUAUUUGAAAUUAUUCCUGUCAAAGAAUGUUCAGUAUUUGAUAUUUUAAGGUCUGGCAAGUUACUGUCUCCAGCAUCGGUUUCACGUGUUCAGGCAGAGAGAAGUUGCACUAUUCUGAGAAGAGUCACGUAAGCUUCAGGGAGAAAUCCUAUUCCCUAGAAAUCCUGUGAUUUUAGAUUUCAUGGAGCACGUUUACUUAAAGACUAACACUUUUAUUUAUUUAUGUGUAGGCCUAUUUAAAAUUGGAUGUUAAACUGAAAUAUUAUUAGUUCUUUGCUUUUUUUAGCUUAUUUUGGAUACGUUUUUACACUUUUACCGUCAUUUUGUAAAGGUUGUGUUUUUCAGUUGCAUCAAACCUGUGAGACACAGGAGGGUUGUGUGUGUUCAGCACUCUGGAGUGUUACAGCGCUGUGGAUAUGCUGACCUCUCUUAAUAUGAAAUCAAUAAAAAACACAAGAAGAUG
Aquila chrysaetos chrysaetos is the source of this 5726-nucleotide messenger RNA. RefSeq names its product RAD21 cohesin complex component like 1 (gene RAD21L1). NCBI's taxonomy places the organism in Eukaryota, Metazoa, Chordata, Aves, Accipitriformes, Accipitridae. Gene Ontology annotation, biological process: synaptonemal complex assembly; mitotic sister chromatid cohesion; replication-born double-strand break repair via sister chromatid exchange. Gene Ontology annotation, molecular function: chromatin binding; protein binding. The coding region runs from base 3096 to 4808 and encodes 570 amino acids. The transcript is spliced from 16 exons. The record is from RefSeq and is a predicted model, not a curated record. Gene Ontology annotation, cellular component: cohesin complex; synaptonemal complex.